CAGUCUCUGUUCCUCCUAAAAACUACAGUGAUGAAAACUACAUGUUUGUGUUUGUAAAGAUCUUCAUCCUCAGUAGGAACCAAUGGGCUCAGAGACUGGAAGUCAGACCCCAUUAGGAGACGGACCAACACGUUGGUUUGAGCCUUAACAUGAGAUUUGUUGACAAUAAUGAAUGAAUGAAGAGUUUAAAUAUAAACCAGUGCGAGACGAAGCUGCUGUGUUACUUUCAGAAACAGGUCACAUCAGCUGCUCCUUACUUCCUGUUUCAGAAGCUUGACUUGUUCACCUGGAGGAGUCUCUGCUCAGAGGAGGAACUGAAGAGGAGUCAUGAGUCUGAUCAGCAGGAGGAGUCUCUGCUCAGAGGAGGAGAAGCUGAAGAGGAGUCAUGAGUCUGAUCAGCAGGAGGAGUCUCUGCUCAGAGGAGGAACUGAAGAGGAGUCAUGAGUCUGAUCAGCAGGAGGAGUCUCUGCUCAGAGGAGGAACUGAAGAGGAGUCAUGAGUCUGAUCAGCAGGAGGAGGUCUUCACUCAUCUGGGAUCUAUCGGGACCGCAAACAUUCCACCAGAACACCGUCAUCCGGUCGGCCAUGCCUGAGCUCUACGAAGAUGAUGAAGAUGAAUAUGAAGAUGAAGACGAUGAUGAAGAUGAAGACGAUGAAGAUGAUAAAGAUGAAGAUGGUGAAGAUGAAGAUGAUGAUGAAGAUGAUGAUGAAGAUGAAGAUGUUGGACUGUGAGUUUCAGAUGCUGUUGAAUGAUGCAGUGAGCACGUUGUUUCCAGCAGUGACGUGUGAAACUGGUUUUCUACCUGAACUGGAUUCUGGGUAACGGUGAAGAUGUUUGUUUGGAGAGCACCAUGACGUCCUGAGAUGUGGAGCCUGAACGCGACUCGGAGGACGAGCUGCUGGUGAGUUCCUGUUCACUUAAAGGAAGCCUGAGGGAAACUAAAGUGACACGACUUCCUUUAUCUCUUCUACGAGGAAAUGUGUCUGAAACAUUCACAACUUUCAUUCUUUAAAUCUGCAACGACUUCACAAAAACAACUUUAUAAACUACGGGAAUAUACAGAAGUUCAAAGCUGCAGAGAAAGAAAAGAUCAUCAAAUAUAAAGAACUUCAUGUCUUCAGGUUCAAAAGGGAUACAUGUAUUACAUAUCCACAUGCAGAAAUGUUUAAGUUAUAAUUUAAUAUAUAAUAAUAAAAUAUACAGAAAUCUGAAUUAUAGAGUCAAACUAUUGAUGUAUGAGCUGCUAUAGAAGACUGAAGAAUGAUAAUCUUACUGUCUAUGACAGAGAGCAAAUAUUAAAGUACAUUUAGGUGAAAAAAUACAUAAGUUGAGACAAAACAAGUAGUAAAAUACCCGUUACACAGAUAAUGAUUAGUCAUCAGUUCUUGUCCCAGUGAGCGUCAGUGUGAAGACUCGGGGAGGAAACAUUUUUCAUCUUUUUGUUUAAAUCGAUUGCAUCUUUUAAAUUGUUUAACUCUAAUAAUUAUGAACACAAAAGUUAAAAUGAAGUUACGGGAUUUAAAUUGUGUAAAAAACCGACAACAUGCGUCAGAAUAAGAUCAGCUGCUCAACGUUAUAUGAAAUAAUACAACAAACCACGUUAUUCAAAAAUGAAUGAAUGAUAAAGUGUGUUUCACUUAAGUUAAAAAAUGACGGAAUCAUUUUUAACCGUAACUUUGACGGAAUUAGUUUAUUUUUGGUAGAAAUCAUCUUCCGUACUGAAUAUCAUAUUUAAUAUCUAUAACAGUAAGAUCAUCAUUAACCGUUAAUACAUUAACUGUUCUAUUAGUGUUCUCUGUGUGAGGUUUAUGACAUUCAGAUUAUUUAUUAUUACGGUUCGAGUCAAGACAAAACAAAAUUAACUUUUCAGAGUUUUAGCAAAAAGCGAACAAAUCCCACUAACAGUUUUAAAGUGGUGGUUUGUGUAAGUCGUUACUUAUUGAUUAUUGAGUAUUGAGUAUUGAUUAUAGAGUAUAGAGUAUUGAUUAU
Messenger RNA from Anarrhichthys ocellatus (wolf-eel), 1990 nucleotides. RefSeq names its product calsequestrin-1-like. The transcript has 2 exons. NCBI's taxonomy places the organism in Eukaryota, Metazoa, Chordata, Actinopteri, Perciformes, Anarhichadidae. Bases 496 to 732 code for a protein of 78 amino acids. The record is from RefSeq and is a predicted model, not a curated record.